Messenger RNA from Ahaetulla prasina, 1860 nucleotides. RefSeq names its product otolin 1 (gene OTOL1). Lineage: Eukaryota; Metazoa; Chordata; Lepidosauria; Squamata; Colubridae. The record is from RefSeq and is a predicted model, not a curated record. The coding region runs from base 111 to 1586 and encodes 491 amino acids. The transcript is spliced from 6 exons. Gene Ontology annotation, molecular function: protein binding.
AGAACAUACUGUGGAACAUAGAAUAAUAGAGUUGGAGGGACCUUGAAGGUCUUCUAGAUGUCUUCUUGGAUGACAGUAUUUAAGACAACUCAGCUUGCUUUUUUAGUGUCAUGGAUGCACUGGAAAAGUCUUUCCUGUAUUUGAAGACUUUUUUCAGCUGCAAAAUGUGGUGUCUGAUUUGGUCCUGCAUCUUCCUACUAACGAGAAUUGCUGAUCUUACUGUUGAGGGAAAAAGCACUCCAUUUCCAAAGUUCACUAAAAUAAAAGCUAUUGAGAUGGAAACCACCAAGAACCCAGAUGCUUCUGAUGCGGCCCCUAUGGAAGACAGCCUCCUCACCCAAAUACCUGAAAAGAAUGACAUCACAACAGAAUUGUCUACGCCACACUAUACCUUCAGAACAUCCACCACACUCUUCCCAUUUGAUAACUUCACUUUGGACUCUUCAGACUUCUUUUUUAACUGCUGUGAUUGUUGUACUUUAUCUCCAGGGGAGAAAGGGGAACCUGGAGAAAGAGGAUUGCCAGGACUUAAAGGAGAAGUAGGAGAAAAAGGCCGUCCCGGACUACCAGGAACUCCUGGAUUACAAGGAUCAAAAGGAUUCAAAGGAAACAAAGGAGAUAAAGGAGAACAUGGUGAUCAAGGAGCAAAUGGACUCCCAGGAUACCCAGGCAAACCCGGAGACCCAGGGGAAGUUGGAUUUAAAGGAGAUAAAGGAAACCAUGGUCUUCCUGGGGUCAAAGGACAAAAGGGCUCUAAGGGGGAAAAUUGUGAGAAUGGCACCAAAGGAGAGAAAGGAGACAUGGGGGAACUGGGGUUACCAGGUGUUGAUGGGGAAAAUGGGGAAAAAGGAGAAAAGGGGGACCUUGGCGAAAAGGGCUAUUUGGGGGAUCCAGGGGAAAAAGGAGAAAGAGGAGAUAAGGGUGACAUUGGACCAAAAGGAGAAAAGGGCGUUAAAGGAGACAUCGGAGUAGGAGGUGGACAUGGGGAGGAUGGGCAAAAGGGAGAAAAAGGACAACCUGGAAUUAGGGGUGACAAAGGUGACCAAGGUCCAAUUGGUUUGAUGGGACCUCCAGGGGUGAAAGGAAGUCUUGGUUUCAAAGGAAUCAGAGGAACUCCUGGUAAAAAAGGUGCAAGAGGCCCAAAAGGUCCAAAAGGGGAAACUCCAACCCUCCCCAGAUCAGCAUUUAGCGUUGGUCUAUCCAAACCUUUCCCACCCCCAAACAUGCCCAUUAAGUUUGAUAAGGUACUGUACAACGACCAGGAACAUUAUAAUCCAUUGACAGGGAAAUUUAAUUGCAGCAUUGCUGGGGCUUAUAUCUUCUCCUAUCACAUGACAAUACGAGGGCGUCCUGCCCGCAUCAGUAUUGUUUGUCAGAACAAGAAGAUGAUCAGAAGUCGGGAGACGCUCUAUGGCCAAGAGAUAGACCAGGCUUCCUUCCUUACCAUUCUGAAGCUAAAUGUAGGGGACCAAGUAUGGCUAGAAGUCACAAGGGAUUGGAAUGGGGUUUAUGUCAGUGCUGAAGAUGACAGCAUAUUUUCAGGCUUCCUCUUGUAUCCUGAUGAAAUAUUUGAGACUCUGCUAUAAGAAAAGCAUGUAGGUAUGAACCCAAUGCCAAGAAAGAUCUCCCUUCUGCCUUAUUUAUCAUAAAGAAACAUAUUUCACUAUCCAACUCAUGGUCUUAACUAAGCUAAUUAGUUAAGACAUUAACUAACGGAAGUAAAUUAAAACAAGGAGCAUUUAAUCCGUGAUAAUCUGAACUUCUUUGUGGGAAACUGUUACAGAAUUGCACUUGGGCAAUGGACAGGAAAAUAUCUCCAGAAAGAUUUCAUAUUUUAUUUCUAUGGUCAUUAGCUGAUUA